Molecule: messenger RNA, 1806 nt
Organism: Clonostachys solani
Lineage: Eukaryota; Fungi; Ascomycota; Sordariomycetes; Hypocreales; Bionectriaceae
Source: the annotation of a GenBank genome assembly
AUGCCGUCACCAUGUGUUACCUCCAAAACCGGACCAGCCCCCGUCGUCCGUGAUGAAGGUGAAGCCGCCCCAAAGCCAGACAUUGCUGAUCCAGAGGACCAGCCCGCGGCCGUGACGCAGCCUAAAUGGACUCGCUACCUCCCCUCCGUCUUCUUCCUCGCCGUCUUCCUCGCCCUGCUGUUCCUGCUCGUCUUCCUUCUCAUUCCUUCCCCCAUGGGCAUCACAGGGAGCCAGCCGGCGCGCGAGGAGCCAGAGGACUCGGCCGCCAACAACCCUGUCGUCGAUCUUGGCUACUCCAGAUAUGCCGGCACAUAUCUCAAUAACGGCGUGAGCCAAUAUCUUGGCAUCCGGUACGCCCGCCCACCCACUGGCGAUCUCAGAUGGCGGGCCCCCGUCGAGCCCGAGCAGACAGAAGGCAUCCAGAAAGCAAAAGAGUUCGGCCCAGUUUGUCUCGGGCUACGUGACACAGCCGGCAACGAGGUUGAUGAGGAUUGCCUGACCGCAUACAUCUGGGGCCCAGCCAAUGUCACGGCAGAGACAAGGCUGCCCGUCAUGGUUUUUAUACAAGGUGGCGGUUAUACACACAACGCCAACGCCAACUGGAACGGCUCGCAGCUGGUUGAGGCUUCAGGUCUCAACAUUGUCUAUGUAUCUUUCAACUACCGGGUCGGACUUUGGGGGUUCCUCGCCGGAGAAGAAGUGCGCAAGGACGGCGUCCUCAACGCCGGUCUUCUCGAUCAGCGCUUCCUUCUUCAAUGGGUGCAAAAGCAUAUCGCUUCUUUCGGAGGCGACCCUGAUCAUGUUGUCAUCCAAGGCUUGUCAGCCGGCUCAGGCUCCGUUGCCCUCCACAUGGCUGCUUACGGCGGCCGGGACGACAAGCUCUACGCAGGGUCCAUCUUGCAGUCGACCUUUCUACCCGCUCAUCCUCCGGUUAGCGAACUUGAGUGGCAGUUUAACCACACGGCGGAGCAGGCAGGCUGCCAAAAUGCCGCUGACCGGAUGAAGUGUCUGAGAUCCAUGAGCAGAGACGACCUCCAGAAGCUCAACGACGCCAGCCCGUUCCCCGGAAGGGCCUCGAACCCCUUUUACUACUGGACGCCAUGUCUCGACGGCGAGCUGCUGCAGGACCAUGUCACUGAGAUGUUUGCCCAGGGGAAGUUCCACAAGGUCCCUGCAUUGCUUGGCACAGUCACAAAUGAGGGAUCCACCUUUGUCCCUGACGUUUCUUCUGCCGACCAGCUGGUCAGCUCCCUCGUCGAUAACUUCCCCAAGCUCAACUCCUCACACACAGACGAACUGAUCACCCUGUACCCCAAGGAAGAUCCCGUCCCCCAACAUGAUUCGUACUUCCCUUCGCUCUCCCGGGCGUACGGAGAAGGGACCUUCAUAUGCCCAACCCGUACUAUUCUCAAUGCUCUCUGUGAGUCUGGGGAUACAGCAACUUGGUCUUACCGUUAUAAUGUCGAGGACAACGAAACGGUUGCAGAAGGCUUCGGUGUACCCCAUGUGUCAGAGGCCCCGGCUGUUUGGGCACCGGAAAUGCUCACUUCUCGGCCAAAGGAGAGUUACUUCACCUACAAUGCCGGCUCUGUCUCGCUUGUGAUGCAUUAUUGGUUGAGCUUCGUCCGAUUCCUUGACCCCAACAUCCAACGGAUGGAUGGAGCCCCGGUCUGGCAUCCUUGGUCGGGCAACCAGAGUAGGCUCGUAUUGCAGCUCCCAGAACCCGUGAUGGAAAAUGUCACUCAACUAGAGAGAGCCAGGUGUGACUUUUGGCAGAGUAUCGGACCUGCCAUUAAUCAACGAUAG